AUGGCGGGCAACACCUCGGCGGGAGCUGGUGAAUCUUCAGCCCAAGAUCGUAGCGGCAGCCAAGAUUCUGGUCUUUCAGCGCCAAGGGGAGCGCGAACAAACCAGGGCUCGCUUGUCAAGGAGGUGCUGAAGAAUUUCACCGUCGAGAAGUUCAAUGUCCUGGACAAGAUGCGCGACCUCUACGCGAAGUUGGCGACCGCGGGAAUCACCUACCCGGAGCAGACCAAGUGCUUGAAGAUGCUCUCGCUGCUGCCAGAAUCGUGGCUUCAAUUUACGAGCGGAUUGAGCCUGCCGCAGAACCAGAGCUUGUGGACGCUCGAGUGGGUGCGGACGAAGAUUCUGGAGGAGGACUUCCGUCGCCGCAAAGAGGGGGGAGUGGAGACGACGGCAGCAGCGGCUACGGGAUGCAAGGGAGCCGACGUGGCAGAGGACGUGGCUUCGGUGGUGCUGGACGCGGUGCAAAGAAAGACGACGACUCCAACGACCAACAGGAGGGGUACCGGUUUGGGUCGCGGUGCGAAAUCUGGACGUGGGGGCAAGUCGGGUGCUGGUGGCAAAAUGAAAGGGAGUUGCUGGUAUUGUGAGAAGGAAGGGCACCCCUGGUUUUUGUGCUAUAAGAAACCCGAUGGAUGGACCCCCCAGAAUCGUCACCAGGAUGGCGGCGCGCGGAGGAACCAGAAAAACGGCGCCAACAUGGUCGCUGAUUCGUCCGACAACAACCCGAAGGGCAACGGCGGUGCGGAGAAGAAGAAGGAGCGCACCGCGGGCCAAUUCUUCCAUGUGGGAGACAAGGGGGAGCAAGGAGACGCCUCUGCCAAAGUUGGAGCAGAGCUGCACCCCCUAGACUAUUGGGUGUUGGACACAGGCGCUGCUUGGACGAUGACGCCGCGCAAGGACCUGCUGGACGAAGUACGAGCUGCACCGAUCAAUGAAGUGUGCUCCGCCUCUGGACACAUGUUGAAGGUGGCUGGUGCGGGACGAGCUGCGUUUAAGGGAGCGGAUGGCAAGCUGGUGGUGCUGCACGACGUUCUCUUCGUCCCCGACCUGAAGGCCAACCUUAUCUCCCUCCGUAAGCUUGGCAAGGCUGGGGUGAACACCAACACGGAUGGGGCACGCACUUAUAAGGGGCAGCUGGGCAAUCGGGUGCUUUGGGAUCUGCACGAGAGCAAGGACGUGUACAGAUCUAUGUGGCAGCUGCCGGCCCUGGCGUGGCAUGGUGGGGGGCAGGCUGGAGAGGGGUCUGCAUCCCAGGGGGAGUGCAAUGCCGUUGGAGGGGUUGGUGUGAAAGUGUCGGCCAGAUCUGGGGAGACAGAUUGGGCAACGGCACACCGGCGCUUAGGGCAUGUGGCAAUGCCUUUGCUGAAGCAGCUGGAGAAGGAUGGAGCCGUUAAGGGUCUGAAGCUGAACGGACAGCCACCCGAUGACAACUGUGAAAUCUGUUUGCUUUCAAAGUUCACCUGUUUCCCUUUCCAUAGUGUGGCUGGCAGGAGCAAGAAGCCUUUGGAGCUGGUUCACAUGGACUUGGUGGGGCCGCUGCCGGUGCAAGGGCACAAGGGGGAGCGGAGUUUAUUUGGCGGAGAGGCGGAGUGUGUAGUGAAGCGGAUUAGGACGGACCGGGGUGGUGAGUUCCUUGGAGCUGAAAUGACGGCCUGGCUCAAGAAGCAGGGCAUCCAGAGAGAGCUGACCACGGCUUAUACCCCACAGUCCAAUGGUGUAGCAGAACGGGCAAACCGGACCAUUCUGGAGACAGCUAGGGCGCUGCUCAUAGAAUCUGGGCUGAGCAAUUCUAUGUGGCCUCAUGCUGUCCGGCACGCCACUGUCGCUAGGAACAGGGUGCUCACCAAGGUUGGGGAUGACUCGUGGGUGCCGUUGGAGAGGUGGCUUGGGAGGAAGCCGCCGGUGGACAUGCUGAGGGUGUUCGGUUGCAUGGCAGUCGCCCACGUCCCCAAGACCUACCGCAGUAAGUUGGGGGCGAGUGCAAUCUGGUGUGUGCAUUUGGGGCUGGCUGCUGAGAGCAAGGGAUGGCUGCUGUGGGAACCAUCCAAGGGUGUGUUGUUUGACAGCAGGGAUGUGAAAUUUAUUGAGGGCAUGAUGUACGGGAGCUGGGAGAAACAGCCGGAGGCAAGGGUGUCCCAGCAGAUGGAGCAGAUCACCAUGCAGCUGGACCUGACUCCUAGUGUGUGGGAGGAGGGAGAGGAGGCAGCUGCUGGAAAUGGUGAUGGAGAGAAGGUACAGGAGGCAUCUGCUGGUGGAGAAAAUGAGCAGCAGCUAGGGACCGAAGAGGCAUUGCUGAUUCUACCUCAUGGCUAUGACCCGGAUGAGGAGGAUGAGCCUGCGUACUGUUUUCUUGCCCCUGCACCAGAGGAACCAGCUAGCAUGGAAGAGGCAUUAGCUGGACCAGAUAGGGACAAGUGGCUGGCUUCUAGGGAUGCUGAGUACCAGAGUCUGCUGGAGAAUAGGACAUGGGAUCUGGUGGUGCUGCCUGAUGGGAAGAAAGCGAUACAAUGCAAGUGGGUGCUGAGGAUCAAGACCGAUGACAAGGGACAGGUCACCAUCUACAAGAGUAGGCUGGUGGCGAAGGGGUUUAUGCAGAAGGAGAAGCAGGACUUCAACGAAAUCUUUGCUCCCACUGCCAAACCCCCUACCCUCCGUGUCUUGUUGGCAGAUGCAGCUGUUAGUGGAAAAUUCAUCAUUCAGAUGGAUAUUUCAACGGCAUUCCUGAAUGGGAUUUUAGAGGAGGAUGUGUACAUGACGCAGCCGCCUGGGUAUGAGGAUGAGGAGAUGGGAUUCAGGACCAGCAGCUGUGAUGAGAGCCUCUUUCUCAAGGGCGAGGGGGAGAAGCUGGUGCUGUUUCUGGUCUAUGUGGACGACAUUCUUCUCUUCAGCAGCAGCAUGAAGGAGAUCCAGAAAGUGCAGCAGCAACUGAUGGAAAACUUCAAGUGCAAGAACCUUGGGAGGUAA
Molecule: messenger RNA, 2961 nt
Organism: Closterium sp. Yama58-4
Lineage: Eukaryota; Viridiplantae; Streptophyta; Zygnematophyceae; Desmidiales; Closteriaceae
Source: the annotation of a GenBank genome assembly